AUGACUAUGAUAGGUGGACUCGAGGAUAUCCAGGAAGCUGAAAAAGAAGGCAAAAUUUACUGGAGUUACUUAAGCUAUGGACAUACAUCUUGGAAUCAGUGUAAAGAAGCCUUCCUUGGUACUGAAGAAGGUAAUGUGAAUGUGAAAGAAACAGAAACACAUGACAAUGUUCAGAUUCAUGAAAAAUAUUGCAGUGGAGGGAAACCCUAUGUAUGCAAGCAAUGCAGGAAAGGUUUUACCACACAUGGAAUUUGUAAGAAACAUGAAAGAAUUCACAGAGGAAAGAGACCCUACAUAUGUGAUCAGUGUGGGAAAGCUUUUACAGCACAUACAUAUUGUCAAGUACAUGAAAGACUUCACUCUGGAGAAAAACAUUAUGAAUGUAAGCACUGUGAGAAAGCUUUCAGCACAUGUACUUAUUGUGUAAUCCAUGAAAAAAUUCACACUGGGCAGAAAUCGCAUAUAUGUAAGAAAUGUGGGAAAGCUUUUAGCAGGAAAAUUCAUUUUCAAAUACAUGAAAAUGUUCACACUGGAGAGAAACCCUAUGUGUGUAAGCAAUGUGGAAAAGGUUUCACCCAAGUAGGACAUUGUAAGGAACAUGAAAGAAUUCACACUGGAGAGAAACCUUAUGUAUGUAAGCAAUGUGGGAAAGCUUUUACCCGACACGGAUAUUGUAAGAAACAUGAAAGAUUUCACACUGGAGAGAAACCCUAUGUAUGUAAGCAAUGUGGGAAAGAUUUUAAAACACAAGGAGUUUGUAAGAUACAUGAAAGAAUUCACACUGGAGAGAAACCAUAUGUAUGUAAGCAAUGUGGGAAAGCUUUUAAAACACAGGGAGAUUGUAAGAUACAUGAAAGAAUUCACACUGGAGAGAAACCAUAUGUAUGUAAGCAAUGUGGGAAAGCUUUUAAAACACAGGGAGAUUGUAAGAAACAUGAAAGAAUUCACACUGGAGAGAAACCAUAUGUAUGUAAGCAAUGUGGGAAAGCUUUUAACAGACAGGAAGGUUGUAAGAGACAUGAAAGAAUUCACACUGGAGAGAAACCAUAUGUAUGUAAGCAAUGUGGGAAAGCUUUUACCACUAAUGCAAAGUGUAACGAACACGAAAGAAUUCACACAGGAGAGAAACCAUAUGUGUGUAAGCAAUGUGGGAAAGCUUUUAAAACACGUGCAUAUUUUAAGGUUCAUGAAAGAAUUCACACUGGAAAGAAACCAUAUGUAUGUAAGCAAUGUGGGAAAGCUUUUAAAACACAGGGAUAUUGUAAGAAACAUGAAAGAAUUCACACUGGAGAGAAACCCUAUGUAUGUAAGCAAUGUGGGAAAGCUUUUAACAGACAGGAAGGUUGUAAGAGACAUGAAAGAAUUCACACUGGAGAGAAACCAUAUGUAUGUAAGCAAUGUGGGAAAGCUUUUACCACUCAUGCAAAUUGUAACGAACACGAAAGAAUUCACACAGGAGAGAAACCAUAUGUGUGUAAGCAAUGUGGGAAAGCUUUUAAAACACGUGCAUAUUUUAAGGUUCAUGAAAGAAUUCACACUGGAGAGAAACCCUAUGUAUGUAAGCAAUGUGGGAAAGCUUUUAGCACAUGGGGAGAUUGUAAGAAACAUGAAAGAAUUCACACUGGAGAGAAACCCUAUGUAUGUAAGCAAUGUGGGAAAGCUUUUAGCACAUCGGGAGAUUGUAAGAAACAUGAAAGAAUUCACACUGGAGACAAACUCUUAUGUAUGUAAAUAAUGUGGGAAAGCUUUUAAAAUGUAGUGAGAUUGUAAGAAACAUGAAAGAAUUCACAAUGGAGAGAAACCCUAUGUAUGUAAGCAAUAUGGGAAAGGUUUUACCAACUCUGGACAUUGUAAGCAACAUGAAAGAAUUCACACUGGAGAGAAACCAUAUGUAUGUAAGCAAUGUGGGAAAGUUUUUACCCAACAUGGACAUUGUAAGCAACAUGAAAGUUCACACUCAAGAUAAAACCAGUGUAUAUAAGAAUCAUGAGAAUGGUUUGAGCACACGUAUAUAUUGCAUAAUGUAAGAAAAUCUUCACACUGGGCAGAAAACUUAUAUAUGUAAGGAAUGUGGGGUAGGUUUCAGCAGAAAUGCUCAUCGUGCAAUACAUUAUAAAAUUUAGACUGUUGAGAAACCAUGUGUACAUGAAGAAUGUGGGAAAGCUUUCACCAAACAUGGAUAUUGUAAAAUACAUCCAUGACUUCACAUUGGUGAGAAACCCUAUUUAUAUAACAAUGUGGCAAAGCUUUUACCACAUACAGUCACUGUAAAACACAUGAAAGAAUUCACACUGGGAAAAACCACUGGCUAUGUAAGCAAGUGGAGACACUUUCAGCAGCCAGAUUAUAAGUGAAAUACAUGAAAAAACUCACCCAAGAGAUAAAUCUUAUGUGUUAUGAGAAUACUCUCAGCAUACUUGAUCAUUGUUACAUAUCUGAAAGAGCUCACUGGGCAGAGAUCCUAUGUGGAUUAACCAUGUGAGAAAUACAGCAAUCCAUGUUUCUUGUUAAAUACAUAGAAAAAGUGUCACUGUUCAGACAGUUUAGAUCUAAAUUUACUUUAAAAAUCACAGGGAGACCUGAAGAAAUAA
Molecule: messenger RNA, 2591 nt
Organism: Cavia porcellus (domestic guinea pig)
Lineage: Eukaryota; Metazoa; Chordata; Mammalia; Rodentia; Caviidae
Product: zinc finger protein 431-like
Exons: 3
Coding region: 1-1731 (576 amino acids)
Biological process (GO): regulation of transcription by RNA polymerase II
Cellular component (GO): nucleus
Molecular function (GO): RNA polymerase II transcription regulatory region sequence-specific DNA binding; DNA-binding transcription factor activity, RNA polymerase II-specific
Source: RefSeq, a predicted model, not a curated record